Molecule: messenger RNA, 1008 nt
Organism: Struthio camelus australis
Lineage: Eukaryota; Metazoa; Chordata; Aves; Struthioniformes; Struthionidae
Source: RefSeq, a predicted model, not a curated record
AUGGCCAGAGGCUUCGAAUUAUUCCCAAGCUUGAUGCUCACUGUUUAUCCCAGUUCUCCGCUUGCCCAGUACAGGAAGGGGGCUGCGUGUCAUGCCGCAGAAAAAGCAGCGGCUGGGAUUGAUCGGAUUAUGGAGCGGGAAGACUGCCGUUGGGGGUGUGCCCUCUGCCUUGACCAGUUUGCCUACGGAGGCGUCACAAUAAGCAUCUUUGAAUACGGGCGCCUGAGCCACUUCAUAGACGGGAAGGGAGCCGCAGGCAACUGGAUGGCCCUGGUAAAUUGUGCCAGGUUCCCCGAGGAGCAGAAUUUGACAGCUAUUCAGUGCCAGGGACAAAUCUUCUACGAAAGCUGCAAAGAAAUCUUACCGAAGCAGGAGCUGCUGGUGUGGUACGGGGAUUGCUAUGUGCAGUUUUUGGGCAUCCCCAUCAGCCUGAAGGGCAUGCCAGAAGGGAAGAGACCUCAGCAGCAAGCUGAAGAAGCCGGGGAGAGCUAUAAAUGCGAGAGAUGCGGCAAGGUUUUUGCGUACAAGUAUUACCGGGACAAGCACCUCAAGUACACUCGCUGCGUGGACCAGGGGGACAGAAAAUUUCCUUGCCACCUCUGUAACCGAUCCUUUGAAAAACGAGACAGGCUGAGGAUCCAUAUUCUCCACGUUCACGAGAAGCAUAGACCUCACAAGUGCUCAGUAUGCGGGAAGAGCUUUUCUCAGUCCUCCAGCCUGAACAAGCACAUGCGGGUUCACUCUGGCGAGCGCCCCUACAAAUGUGUAUACUGCAACAAGGCGUUCACCGCGUCGAGCAUCCUGCGCACUCACAUCCGCCAGCACUCGGGAGAGAAGCCCUUCAAGUGCAAACACUGCGGCAAAGCCUUCGCCUCGCACGCGGCCCACGACAGCCACGUCAGGCGCACGCACAGUAAGGACAAGGGCUGCACUUGCUCCGUGUGCGGCCAGCACUUCCUGGAGCAGGAGGAGUUGCACUUCCACAUGCAGUAUCACGCCGCUCGUUAG